Capsaspora owczarzaki ATCC 30864 is the source of this 576-nucleotide messenger RNA. RefSeq lists its product as hypothetical. The transcript has 2 exons. The record is from RefSeq and is a predicted model, not a curated record. Bases 50 to 499 code for a protein of 149 amino acids. Lineage: Eukaryota; Filasterea; Ministeriida; Capsasporidae.
GUGGAGGGACUGUAGCACAGAACAUCACGAUUGACAGGAACAAGAUUCGAUGCAGUGCUCCGGUUACGCCAAGUCGACAAACGCUCAGUGCUCUAACAAGAGCAAAUACAAUGGCUACUGUCAUGUCCAUCAUGCCCAAGAUCCCACUGGCGAGGCCUCACGUCUUUUUAACGCGGCGCAAGCCCAACCGUUUGCCGCGCGAGAUGCUGCCAUCACCCAACAGGUCGAGGCUGGACAGGCAGCAAAGAUCGACGCACUCAAGGAAAAACUCGCCAAACGAGUUGCAGUCAACAAGGAAACGAAAAAACUUGCCCAGACAGUCAAAGGUGUGAAGGAAGAACGCGACAACUUGGCGGAAAAACUGGAUGCACGCGAAGAAGAAUGUCAAGAGAUGGUCGCACUGCUCCAGCUCAUGCAGUCCAAGUUUGAAGAGCUCGGCAUCACCGAUUAUGCUGACGAGGUGCAGGCUUUUGUCGAUUAUUACGACUAUGUUGAGUGAUCGAAUGUGUCAGUAGAAUGCAGUGCUAGAAUGUUGUACUGAUCUCGAAGUCGUAAUGAAAACUACAUCCAAUAAAG